Messenger RNA from Perognathus longimembris pacificus (Pacific pocket mouse), 857 nucleotides. It is a transcript of the gene Cdc42, whose product is annotated as cell division cycle 42. The coding region runs from base 182 to 757 and encodes 191 amino acids. Gene Ontology annotation, molecular function: GTP binding; GTPase activity. Lineage: Eukaryota; Metazoa; Chordata; Mammalia; Rodentia; Heteromyidae. The transcript is spliced from 6 exons. The record is from RefSeq and is a predicted model, not a curated record. Gene Ontology annotation, cellular component: dendritic spine. Gene Ontology annotation, biological process: modification of synaptic structure; small GTPase-mediated signal transduction.
CUCAUGGUCCCUCCUACUUCUGCCAGCACCCAACCGUACGUCUCUUGCGUGCUGACGUCAGGUGCGUGCCCCUGUCCGGCAGUCGAGGAGACCCCGCGCAGUGCUGCCAACGCCCCGGCGGAGAAGCUGAGGUCAUCAUCAAAUUUGGAUUAUUUAAAGUGGAUACAAAACUAUUUCUGCCAUGCAGACAAUUAAGUGUGUUGUUGUGGGUGAUGGUGCUGUUGGUAAAACAUGUCUCCUGAUAUCUUACACAACAAAUAAGUUUCCAUCUGAAUAUGUUCCAACUGUUUUUGACAACUAUGCAGUCACUGUUAUGAUUGGUGGAGAGCCAUAUACUCUUGGACUUUUUGAUACAGCAGGACAAGAAGAUUAUGACAGAUUACGACCGCUGAGUUAUCCACAAACAGAUGUAUUUCUAGUCUGUUUUUCAGUGGUCUCUCCAUCUUCAUUUGAAAAUGUGAAAGAAAAGUGGGUGCCUGAGAUUACUCAUCACUGUCCAAAGACUCCUUUCCUGCUUGUUGGGACCCAAAUUGAUCUCAGAGAUGACCCCUCCACUAUUGAGAAACUUGCCAAGAACAAACAGAAGCCUAUCACUCCAGAGACUGCUGAAAAGUUGGCACGUGAUCUGAAGGCUGUCAAGUAUGUGGAGUGUUCUGCACUUACACAGAAAGGCCUAAAGAAUGUGUUUGACGAAGCAAUAUUGGCUGCCCUGGAGCCUCCAGAACCGAAGAAGAGCCGCAGGUGUGUGCUGCUAUGAACAUCUCUCCAGAGCCCUUUCUGCACAGCUGGUGUCGGCAUCAUACUAAAAGCAAUGUUUAAAUCAAACUAAAAUUAAAAAUUAAAAUUCGUUUCUGCAA